Melospiza georgiana is the source of this 647-nucleotide messenger RNA. RefSeq lists its product as uncharacterized. The transcript is spliced from 2 exons. Lineage: Eukaryota; Metazoa; Chordata; Aves; Passeriformes; Passerellidae. Bases 90 to 647 code for a protein of 185 amino acids. The record is from RefSeq and is a predicted model, not a curated record.
ACUCAAAUCCUCUCUUCACAGACUUUCGGUAAACUUGAUUUGGAAGAUUUGCAAACCCCACAUAUCCUUCAAGGUUCUUCUACUCACCCAUGGCGCUGGCCGGCGGCGGUGCGGCUGCCGCUGCUGACGCUGGGCUCCGGCUGGCUGCUCGUCCUCCCGCCCUGCCUCCCUCAGCCGCGGCGGCACCGAGCGGGCCGCCCCCUCCUCCCCGAGCGCCUCCCGCCAGCCAACCCGGCGGCGAUUCUCCAACGCCCCCUACGCCGAUUCCGUCGAGGGGCCGCGGCCCUUCCGCACACGGCGCCUACGCGCUCCCGCGGCCGGACGGACUUAGCGGCUCCGCUCCCGCCGCCGCCUCUGCCCGCUCCUCCUCCUUCUCCCUCGCCGCCUCCGCCCAGCUCCUCACACGCUCCCCGCCCGCCUCUCCGAGCACACAGCGGCUUCCGGCUCAGCCCCUCCGCCCGGCGCUGUCCCCACGUCUCCCUCCCGCCCCUCCCAGCCCGGGGUCGGUCACGCUGUUAUUUCCUCCCGCGCCGCGCCGGAGAACAGAGGGAGCGCUCGGAGGCCAUUUUGGAACCGGGCGCACGCUGCGGGAGCGCGCAGGCCGCACGGCGGGCUCUGCCCGGAUCAAAGAUGUCCGCCGGGCUUGA